Erpetoichthys calabaricus (reedfish) is the source of this 2658-nucleotide messenger RNA. RefSeq names its product zinc finger protein 501-like. Bases 734 to 2080 code for a protein of 448 amino acids. The transcript has 3 exons. Gene Ontology annotation, biological process: regulation of transcription by RNA polymerase II. Gene Ontology annotation, cellular component: PcG protein complex; transcription regulator complex. Gene Ontology annotation, molecular function: DNA-binding transcription factor activity, RNA polymerase II-specific; RNA polymerase II cis-regulatory region sequence-specific DNA binding. The record is from RefSeq and is a predicted model, not a curated record. NCBI's taxonomy places the organism in Eukaryota, Metazoa, Chordata, Cladistia, Polypteriformes, Polypteridae.
CUCACCGUGUUUACAGGCGCACGCUGAAGCGGUUGAAUCGAUUGGCGGGCUGACGGUAUCCGACUGUCCGGAAACAAUAAUAAACAAAAAAGAAAGAUCAACGGGCAAAUAAAAGGAGGUGAAGUUUCAAGUGACAAAUACAGAAUGGAAGAGAAGCAUCCGAGUGUCCAGUAACCUCUCCAGAUGUCAUCAUAGUAGUUCAAGUAAGUGACCUUAGAAGAGACGACUGAGGUGCUGUGCAGACCAGUGUUGACGUUUUGGAUAUGUGGUGUGGUGGCUCACCACAGGAGUGCCAGCUUUCAAAGAUUAGGCCAAUCAGCAGCUCGAGGCCGAUCGCUGUGCUAAGCCAAUCAGAACGAGGAAGCCCACUUGCGUCCAUGUGAUUAGCUGCUAUAUCUUCUGUAAACCAGACUGAGAAAGGCCUGUCAAGCUGAAGCACACCCAUAGAUGGCCGGACAGACAGGCUGCCUGGGGUAAGGCCCUUCAUUUUAUUUGAAGGGACAAAAAUCGAGAGCUUCAAAAGCCAAGGGGCCAUACCUGCUACUGCCUGCUAUGGGCUUCUUUUUGCUGCUGACAACUGGACGUGUUGGCUGUUGUCAGUAAAGAGACACUGAUGGGUCACAAAUAAAGGUGUUACUAUCAUUAUAAUAUCCCUAAUUGAGAGAAGGCCAUCUGUCGAGGAGACUAUAACAUUAAGGUGCAAGCGGCCCCCACAUAAAACAGCCAGGAGAGAAUGUCCGGCUACACCCGAGUCUCCACGUAUAGCAUGGAGAACAAAAGACUUGUGGUCAUUAAAGAAGAAGAAGACGAUGACAGUGAUUGGGAGUCUGGGCAACGUCAGACAAAAGAAGAAAACUGUCAAGGGGGGCUGGCAGUCAUUAAAGAAGAGCCUGAGCCAACAUCCGACACCCGUGACGCUGUAAGCCGCAUCAAGUCCGAAGACAUUGAAUCAGAAUGGCCCUGUUGGCCUGUGCGUCCACAUGGGGAGGGAAGUGGAACUGGCGUGACAGAGAGUGAACCGCACUUUGUCCUUCUGAAGAGCGAGUCUUGGGACUGGGAUGUGAUGAAGACUGAGAGAGUGUCGAGUUUACCGUAUUCCGGUGAAGAUCUAUUAGAAAAUGGCACCUCCUCCCCAUCUUCAUCUCCUCAGAGCUCUGUUCAGCGUAUCCCAGAGGAAAAUGAAACUGUGAAAAAUCUGUCAUCUGGAUCGGAGAUUUUGCUACCGGCCUCGUUGCCGCACAGUUUCCUGCCAGUUGUGAAGUUAACACAGAUAGACGCAAUCAAAACUCAGCCACAGGCGCACAAUUCAAAAUCUGCAAGUUCGGCGGCCUGCCAUGAGACUAGGAAAACCUCAAAAAGCAAAGCUAAAACUAAAUAUAAGCGGAGUUAUUCCAAACAGAAGACAUUCUGCUGUUCUGACUGUGGAAAGAUAUUCUCUGUGAGGAGCAGUUUUUACAGCCACGUAAAAAUUCACGCUCCAGAGAAGAGACAUUGCUGUGCCGAGUGUGGCAAAAGAUUCACUCUUAGGAGCACCCUGAACAGCCACAUGAGAACUCACUCUGGGGAGAAGCCGUACGCCUGCAUUGAAUGUGACAACCGAUUUUCACGAAGGAGCCACCUUCAGACCCAUGCGAGAGUUCACACUGGAGAGAAGCCGUACUGCUGCUCUCAGUGCGGCAGGCAGUUUUCGCAGACGAGCAGCCUGAAUAAACACUUGAGAAUCCACACGGGGGAGAAGCCAUAUUGCUGUGCUCAAUGUGGCAAACGAUACGCCUCCAACAGCAGCCUUCAGGUCCACAAACGGUUCCACACUGGAGAAAGGCCGUAUCCCUGUUCGGAGUGUGGGAAACGAUUCUCCAGAAGCAGUGACCUUCAGAUGCACGUGAGGCUUCACACUGGAGAGAAACCAUACUGCUGCCCCGACUGUGGAAAGAGGUUCACCAGAAGAAGCAAUCUUCAGACCCAUUCAAAACUGCACAAGGGGGAGAAACGGUACUGCUGCUCGAAAUGUGGUGAAAGUUUCUGUUUCAGGAACAGUCUUCGGUCUCACAUCAGAAAUCACAGCGGGGAAAAACCUUAGUGAGGUGCUGAAUAUGGCAAGUGAUACAUACACCACCAAUAGCAGUCUGCGGAGACACCGGACCUCUCUCUUCACCUGGGGGUUUCUCUCCAGUGUUGGAGUUAAAUCACUAAGCAUCUCCUCUCAUGUAGGAUGAACUUGAAGCUCUAGUAGGGUUGAGGGUAUCAGCAGCCCCUGGGAUUAGCCCUUGCACUUUGAGGUGAGAAGCGUUUUUUCUUUUGUAAACUUUCAGUAAUACCCAGUCACCAGGAUGACCAGCGUCUGACACCGACUUGGGCAGGGGAGAGGCGACUGUUAGCUGUGAAUGUGGAGUCUUCGUAAGAGCAAUUCCAGGCUGCCACACGUCUUCCGAGAGUAAAUGGAAAGUCAUUUGCGUGUCAGUCAGUUGAGCUGAGGCAAGUUCUACCAUAGGGAAGAAUCUUCACAAGGUCUUUGAUGUAUCUUAUCCAGCAUGAGUAAGUUAGUUUCUCUCGUUUAGAUUGUUAUCCCUUCCAGAUGAAACUACAGGUGCAUCUCAAUAAAUUAGAAUAUCAUGGAAAAGUUCAUUUAUUUCAGUAAUUCUAUUCAAAAAGUGAAAC